CUUGAAGUCCGCGGAGCGGCUGCGAGCUGUAAGCGUAGCCGAGCCGGGAGGAUCUGCAGCGGCCCUCUGGCCACCUUCUCUGCGAGCAGGAUCUUAUGCUGUGAAGACGUUUCCAAAGUGCCUUAGGUCAAGCAGAAAAUCUGACCCACAGGCCGGGAAAGAAAAGACUGUUAGGUUGUGGAGGGGUAGUCUUGUCCAGCUCAUUAUCUUCCUGGACUGUGGGACCCAAGGUGGACUUGUCCUUCUCCAUGGCACACCGGCUGCAGCUACGUCUCCUGACAUGGGAUGUGAAGGACACACUGCUCAGGCUUCGGCGUCCUGUAGGGGAGGAGUAUGCCACCAAGGCCCGGGCCCAUGGGCUGGAGGUGGAGGCCACAACACUGGGACAAGCCUUCAGCCAGGUGUUCAAGGCUCAGAACCACAGCUUCCCUAACUACGGCAUGAGCCAUGGCCUCACCUCCCGUCAGUGGUGGCUGGAUGUGAUCCUGCAGACCUUCCACCUGGCAGGUGUCCGGGAUGCCCAAGCUGUGGCCCCCAUCGCUGAUGAGCUAUAUGAAGACUUCAAACACCCCUACAACUGGCAGAUAUUGGAUGGAGCUGAGAACACCCUGAGAGGGUGCUGCAAGCGGGGUCUGAAGCUGGCAGCAGUCUCCAACUUUGACCACCGGCUACAGGACAUCCUGGUAGGUCUUGGCCUGCGGGAACACUUUGACUUUGUGUUGACUUCUGAAGCUGCUGGCUGCCCCAAGCCAGAUCCCCGCAUUUUCCUUGAGGCCUUGCGGCUUGCUCACAUGCAACCAGCAGUAGCAGCCCAUAUUGGGGACAAUUACCUCUGUGAUUACCAGGGGCCUCGGGCUAUAGGCAUGCACAGCUUUCUGGUGGUUGGCCCAGAGCCUCUGGACCCUGCCAUCAGGGCUUCUGUACCUGAAGAACAUAUUCUUCCAUCACUGUCCCAUGUCCUGCCUGCCCUUGACCGCCUGGAGGGAUCAACCCCUGGGUUGUGAGUCUGGUGAGGAAGUAUCUGGGCCAAAAUAAACAUUGGAGACUAGGAGCCCUUUCUUUCUUCCCAGAUAUGGACUGUGUUCUUCCCCUGCAGCCUCCAAACCUGUUCUGAUGAUAACAGUAACAAGGGCUGGGCUUUUAGCCUUGCCACACUAACCAGCUCCAGGUCACAGCUCACUCAUUCACUCCUGCGUUCCUUUUCUCCCAUGAGUCCCCCUCACCUCCAUCUGGAUUCUUUGAGGGCCCAAAUAGUUUCAAA
Molecule: messenger RNA, 1261 nt
Organism: Urocitellus parryii (Arctic ground squirrel)
Lineage: Eukaryota; Metazoa; Chordata; Mammalia; Rodentia; Sciuridae
Gene: Hdhd3
Product: haloacid dehalogenase like hydrolase domain containing 3
Cellular component (GO): nucleus
Source: RefSeq, a predicted model, not a curated record